Diorhabda carinulata is the source of this 7969-nucleotide messenger RNA. RefSeq names its product endoplasmic reticulum aminopeptidase 1-like. The transcript is spliced from 15 exons. Gene Ontology annotation, molecular function: metalloaminopeptidase activity; zinc ion binding; peptide binding. The record is from RefSeq and is a predicted model, not a curated record. Lineage: Eukaryota; Metazoa; Arthropoda; Insecta; Coleoptera; Chrysomelidae. Gene Ontology annotation, biological process: peptide catabolic process; proteolysis. The coding region runs from base 278 to 3289 and encodes 1003 amino acids. Gene Ontology annotation, cellular component: cytoplasm.
AAAGAACAAAUCCACCCCAUGCUGCAAUCGCGUUAAAUGUCGAUAUCACAAAUUCCAAUACAAUAUUUUGUACCCAACUUUUUUAUCUGAAAUAUAUCAAAAAAGUACAACAAUUUUCAUAUAAGCUUGUAGUAUAUGAGUAGUUAGUGUAGUUCGACCAAAAGUGAUGUUUAGUGAACAUAUUCAGCGUUUUUUUGAGUGCUGUACGUAAACAUUGACGUUUCGAUCAUUUGAAUUUAACAACAGGAGAGAUAAAACGAGGGAACCAGAUAGGGUGAUGACUGAACAGGAUGUGGACGAUGUCGCAUUUCUUACAGGUACAAACCAUAGAGUCACAGCUCCCAUCAGUCACUCCAUAUGCCAGUCUUCACCACUCAUUCAUAAUCGUGACUCAGGUGGUGUUGUAGGCAAUGAGAGCAACUCCAACCAAGCGAAAAAGAGCCUAUACGAAAAUCAUGGUGUCGCAGCUUGUUCACACAACAAGGCACUUUGCAUUGCCACAAUCGUGUUUGCGUUCCUGUUCACUCUUGCUGUUAUUAUUGCCUUUACUGGACCUCAGUCUGACUGUCCCUGCGCAGGCGAUAUUAAAUCAAGUUAUGUGGACGAAAAAACCAACAUGACAAAAACGUUUGAACCUAGAGCUACAAAUGGACAGAUCUUCCCUUGGAACAAUAUACGGCUUCCUACCUCCCUGAAACCACAUCGCUAUAAUUUAACCAUUCAUCCAAACUUAACUACCCUUGAAGUUAGAAGUCAGGUCUCUAUCGAAUUUCAAGCAGAAAAAGAUACUAAUUUCAUGGUACUUCACUGUAAAAAUCUUACUAUCCUAGAUAAAAUUAUUCAAGAUCGUCAUGGUAACAAUUUAACAAUUAUCAAAAUGUUGGAAUAUAUAGGAGGACAGCAGUUGUACAUAGAAAUCCGAGAAAAAUUUAGAAAGCGACAUAAUUACGUUUUGAGGAUCCGGUACAAUUUUAAACUGAAUACAGAUUCUGAGGGUUUUUAUAUUUCCAGUUAUACUACUAAAAAUGGAGAGAAGAGAUAUUUGGCAACUACACAUUUUGAACCAACCUUUGCUAGAACUGCCUUCCCAUGUUUCGACGAACCCCAGUUAAAAGCUAAGUUUAGACUAACCGUAUUUAGAGAUAGAUUUCAUAUAAGUCUUUUUAAUACUCCAAUUGUUAAAACAGAUGUCUUGGGAUUUUAUAUGGGAACAGGGCUGCUCUACGAUGAAUUUCUAGAAACUAAUGAAAUAAGUACAUAUUUAGUAGCAUUUGUGAUAUGCGACUUCAGUCAACAAAAUAAGCAAACAGAAAGUGGUGUAUCUGUUUCGAUUUACACUCCCGAGCCUUUCAUAUCUCGUGCGCCAUUUACUCUAGAUACAGCAUCUUUUUUCCUUGAUUAUUAUGAAAAUUUUUUUGGAAUUGCUUUUCCUCUUCCAAAAUUAGAUAUAGUUGCUCUUCCAGAAUUCGAUUAUGGCGCAAUGGAAAAUUGGGGACUUAUAACUUAUAGAGAGACUGCUAUUUUUUCUAAUACAAGGGAUAAUGAAACCUUUAUAACUGCUCAUCAAUGGUUAAUCACUAACAUUGCACAUGAACUAGCACACCAAUGGUUUGGUAAUUUAGUUACUAUGAAAUGGUGGAAUGAUUAUUGGUUGAGUGAAGGCUUUACAACUUUAUUUGAAUACCAAGGAGUUGAUAAGUACAUACCCGAGUGGAGAAUGAUGGAACAAUUUAUUAUAGAUAAAACUCAACCUGCCCUAGCAUUAGAUGCACUAGCAUGUAGUCAUCCUGUUAUCGCAAAUGUGACCGAUCCGUCUGAAAUAGAUGCUAUUUUUGAUACUAUUUCUCUUAGUAAAGGUACUGCAAUUUUGUAUAUGCUGGCAAAUUUUUUACAAAAUGAAAAUUUAGAAAAUGGCCUUAAUGACUACCUAAGUACAUAUAAAUACCAAAAUGCUGAAAUGAAGGACCUUUGGAAUGUCUUAGGGAAAAACACCAAUCAAUCGCUGGACAUAAAAACUAUAAUGGAUACAUGGACAAAUCAGAUGGGAUUUCCAUUGGUAAUUAUCAAGCGUGAAAACCAUACAAUCAUAGCUUCUCAGAGGAGGUUUUUGGUUACAGUUGAACGAGGAAACACAACUUACCAUACACUGCCAAUAUCUGGUUACAAUUAUAAAUGGCAUAUCCCUUUAACUUAUUACACUGAUAAUAACAGUGAAAUAAAACAUGUUUUGAUGAAUAUGACUGAAGCAAAAUUUGAAGUAGAUGAUAUAAAAUGGAUAAAAGCCAAUGUCAACCAAACAGGUUUUUAUAGAGUUACCUACGAUGAUGACAUAUGGGCAGCCUUGAUAUCAACGUUAAAAACAGACCACAAAGCUUUUUCUGCCGCUGAUAGAGCCAGUUUGAUAGAUGAUGCUUUUUCACUGUCCAGGGCCGGUGUGUUGAAUGUAAGUGUAGCAUUAGAAUUAUCCCUUUAUUUGAAAAAUGAAAGAGAGUAUGCUCCAUGGGCUACUGCUAUUGAACAUUUGAAGUCAUGGGCAAGGAGACUGUCAGAAUCGUUGGCCUACAAAGCGUUUUUGAAGUAUAUGAGGACGUUAUUGACCCCUGUUACAAAAUUUAUAGGAUGGAACAAAAAUAAAUCUCAUAUGGAAAAACUUUUAAGAGCACGAGUUCUCUCAGCUGCAAUACUCUGUGAACUUAAUGAAACCAUAUCUGUUGCAAAAACUCAAUUCCAAAACUGGAUGAUUCAAAAUAAAUCAAUUGAUCCAAAUUUGAAGGAAAUUAUAUACUCAGCCGGUGUCAAAUAUGGUGGUAUAAAUGAGUGGCAGUAUUGCUGGAAUUACUACAAAAACUCUACCUCGGCAAAUGAAAAACAAAUAUUAUUAAAGGCUUUAGGGGUAGCGUUGGAUCCUUGGCUACUACAAAGAUAUUUAAUAGAAACACUGGACACCAGUGUGGUGAAACCAGAAGAUGUAAAACUAGUGUUGGAAGUAGUUGCAGCGAAUCCAGAGGGUCGUUUACUUGCAUGGAGACAUCUAAAAGCGUACUGGCCUACCAUGCAUUCUCUUUAUGGAAAUAGUACAAUAUUAAUGGGAAAUCUCAUAUCAGCUGUUACAGCACAUUUGUCUACCCCAUAUGAUUUAUACGAGGUAUCUACAUAUUUUAAUGGGAUGGACGUCGGAUCAGCUUCAAGAGCAUUAGAACAGAGUUUGGAAAUAAUUCAGUUAAAUAUUAACUGGGUAUCCCAAAACGCAGAGGAAGUGAAUAACUGGCUUCGUAAAAACAUGAAAUAGAAUAGUAAAUGUUAAAACAAAUUCAGAACAUUUUGCACUAUUCUGCAUGUGUUUCUCUAUUUAUUGGAUUUACUAGUAAAGCUGAGACUCCACUGAGUAAAGACUUUGGCACCAUAUUCGUUAUGUAGUUUUAUGUUCGUCUAGUACUAAUGCAAGUUCCUUUAACUCAGCUACAAUCAGUAUGAUAUACUCUGUGAUAAAUUUCCUAUUUUUACAUAUCCACAAUAAUCUCACAAAAUAACUGUUUCUUGUGUUUGACGAAGUAUAUAUACCAUACAUUGAUAAAAAUAAUGAGAAGAAUAAUAACAUACACAUUUUGUAAUAAUCAUUAACAACAACGAUAGUUUAGUAUAAAUAUGGAACUAACAAUGAAACUUAAAAAUAAAUAUAUUUCUAUUUCUUCAUUUUUAUUGGAGGUAAGUAUAUAUUAUAUUACAUUAACUUUAAAUAGUAGUAGAUUUCCCAUUUAUUGUUCUUUUUUACAGAUAAUGUUAGUGCAGUAUAAAAGUUUUAUACAUAAAAUCAGAAAUGACCAAAAUUCUUUAUCAAAAUGUAUGAAAAUCGAUAUUUUGCUAUUAAAACUCAAACGAUGGUACAGAAUAUUAGUAAAUAAGAACAUAUUUAAUUCCAAUCCUAUUAACUUCGAUCAAAACUGGAACAGUUAUUGUUCCUGAUACACUUUCUAAUACAAUAGAUUGUUAAAUAAAAUUUAACCUUGUAAUAUGUUGAUAUUGGUAACUUGUUAUCGUUAUGUACAAAUAGUUUUAACGUGGCUUUCUUUUAUUAUUGUACGUGUAUGUGUAUUAAGUUUACUCCUGUACAUACUAGCCUGUUUUAUUCCAUGGUGUGUUUGUCUACAACUUGUCUAAAUAUUCUCCUAUAAUAAUCUUAGCCAAAGUCUUCGACUAGUCUACACUUUUUUUAUAAAAUCAAACUUGGAGCAAAAAAUAUAUGGAGAGAUGAAGCUUUCACUAAAAAAUUUUUUCAAUGUAAAAGUUUAUUCAAUCUUGGGAUUAAACAUAAGGUUCGUUCCAACUCAUCAAUGAACCAUCCUUGGUACGGUGACGAUUCUGCGAAAUAGAGAUUACGCGUUCCAACAGGGCAGUCACCGUUAUAGGAACGAUUCAGUUUUGUGUCCCAAAUAAAACAAAUUAGAAAAUAAAAAAAAAUACUCAUAGAAUUACUUGCAUCUUUUCUCCAUAUUUGGUUUAAUGUGAAUUUCUUUAAAAACACGAGAAAAAAAAGUGAAAUACUGACGUCCAAAAUAAAAUUGGUAAUCAUUAUAUCAGUCCAAUAAAAAUUAAAACACGAGAAUUAAUUAUCUGUAUGUGCCGAUUUUACUACUACCAACACCCCUGGGUGAGAUUUUCUACUGUGGCGCUUCCAACUGCAAUUUAAUCCAACGGUAAUAAAAGACAAAGACAAAGUGAGGGUGUUUCUAGAGGUGAAGAACUUGAAUUUGGCAACACUGAUAUGUGCAACAAUGUUAUCAUAAUGGAGCUCUAUAGGUUAUUAAUUCGAAUAAGUGUUCAUCGUGUUAAAAUAUAUCGACCAUAUGCAUCCCAUGAAAUAAAGUGCGCACAUAACAAUGCUUGUUGCUAUUCAGCGCUCAGCAACAUGCGAACUUGUGUCUAUCCACAUCAUGGAAUUAUCUGAGUUUGCAUGUAUAUUCAAUUUUAAACAUUCUGUUUUCUGAUGAAACACACUUUUGGUUAAAUGGUUAUGUUAAUAACUAGGAUUUAUAGCGAUAAGAAUCCGCGAGCUAAUGUCAAAACACCAUUACACCCAGAAAAACCGACACUUUUGUGUGGUUUACGGUCCAGUACUAUAAUUGGCCCUUAUGCAAUUGCUAACAGUCAAAACAUUGCACUGAAUGGUGAGUGAUACGGAGAUAUUUUUUGCCGCUGAUGGAAAGCAUCGAUGUCGAAGAGGUGAACUUUCGCAAGAUGGCGCAACAUAACACACAGCCGGCCAAACAAUUAAUUUACGUUUGAUUAACCAUCAAUUUCACAAAAUGCACUUAUUAAUUAGACAUUUCGUUCAUGCGACAUGACACCAUUAGAUUAUUUUCUUUCGGGAUUUUAAAGUCACAUGCCUACUCGGGUAAAUCAAAUCAACAUUAGACACAUGUUUGCCAAAAUGUAGCCUGUGGUACUGCAAAGUAUGUAUGACAACGGGAAUACUAGAAAUCUCCAUGUACGCCAUAGUUUUAGGAGCCACAUGUCCGAAAACAUAAUCAAGUGUUAAUUAUCUUCGAAAUCACAAAAGAAAUCGAUAAUGUCUUUAAUUUCAAUUUAAAGUUCUCCACCUUCAAAUAAACACUUUGCAAUUUUUAGUUGACUAAAUUUUUCAAUUUAGAUUGAGUUGUUAGUAAUCGCAGAUAUGUUUAUAUUAGCUUAAGCUUAGAAACACUCUUACAAGCAACCAUUACAGGUAUAAUCGUCCAUGAUAUCCAUAAUGGUAUUUGGAUAUAGUUUUUAUAAAUUGCCAUCUUUGAUAUGAUGUGAAAUAUAAACAGGUGUUGUAUUGUGAUCAGACGAAGAAGAUCUCAGAUUUAUUUCUUAAGUUUAUAAUACUAGAUAUAAAUACAUUUUUCUGUGGAAUUUGUAGGUUCAUUACGGGCAGUUUCACCCGUUUAUUACUUAACUGAAUUAUUGUUGUGACUGUAACUACAGUUUCAAUUUCAUAUUUUCAGUUAAUUCUUUCGCAGUUAAAAUAACAUGUAAUUCUAUAUUCUUAUAGAAAAUGCAGCACUUCUCCAACAUUUACUCGCCUAGAUCCGUAUCCCUUGAUGUACCACCAGGUUAAUAAUAUAUAAAACGAAACAACAAAAUUAUAAAGCUGAAAUCUUUUAUCUGUUAUAGUAGUUUGUGUAUGACCUUAUUAUUUCGAUCAGUUUCCGAACGACAAUGAACGUGAUCCGGGUUUCUUUCCAAAAAUUCUGAUUAUGAUUUGAUUACCCAAUCAUAACGUUUAAAAAGCCCUAAAAUUAACAACAUAACGUUGACUCGGUCAAACUUCUAGUUCAGUAGUUAUUUCAAAGUUGGUUAUAACUUUCCUUUCAAUGUACAAUAUUCAACUUAUACAACCUGAUAUAAAUUAUCUCCAGGUUUAAUUUGUUUUGGCAAAUAUUUUGCUAAUUUUGAAAUUUUUACUUUACUCAAUUUGUCUUCUGUUUCUUUCCACAUAUCAUCUAGCUUGAAUGUAACGUUCAGAAAGCUACAUGCUUCUUUAUCAGGAUCCAUAUUUUUCCUAUUGUGCUCAGUUUCGGAUGAUAAGGUAGCAAACACAAUGUUAGCAUGUCAUUAUCUGUCAAAAUUUUGUGAAUAAGGUAUCUUUUGUAUGUGUAUAAUUCUGUUUUAUUAUCAAUUCUAUUAGAAAAAAGUUUCUCUCUGUUCUCAAGUAUUCAAUCCGUUUUGCUUUGCUAUCAUAUUUUUCCGUAAACAUUUCGCUGUUAGCUUCAAUUCAAUACCUUUUGAUUCCCAUUUUUUUCAUUAAUUUUCUAAAUUAAUUUGUUUCUGUCGGUGAUAUUAAUUUCUGUUUCCUCUUUAAAGUUAUGGAAUAUUAUUAUACGAGUAUCUUAAUAAUUGAUACAGUAAAAAGAGUGAUAGAUAGAUAUAAUAAAGUAUUUCAGCUCAUUAAUAUAACGAACCUUCAAUUAAUCUCGAGGAAUAAUAACGGAAACUUUCGCGUUUUUAUUAAAAUAAAUAAAUAGUUUAAGAUGCGUGAAAUUUAAGUUUUCAAGUCUGUUUCGGAAAUUAUUAACUUAAACAAAUAUAUUAAAUUGGCGUUUUAAUUUGAAAUUAUGUUUUUAUAACAGUAAAAAUGAUUUACUACAAACUUGAACCGUGCUUGACGCCAAUAUGAUUAAUCACUAUCAUAAAAUCCACUCUACACACUGUAACAGCAUUUGCUGUUACCUUAACUGUAUUUAUGUAACCUAUUUAUGUAAGUAUUUAUGAAACAGUUUCCUUUCCUACUUUCAGGAUACUGAAUCUACACAAUAAUUACGAAAAAGUCAGAAGUACCUAUAUUUAGAUACUCAAUGAAUCCCAAGCUGUUCCAUACAGACUUGUAUGCUAACAAUAAGAAAUGACAUGAGAUUACCAUUACCACUUCUCCACAGAAAAUUAUCAAUAUUUUAUGGUAUUAAAAAUAUUUACAUGAUACAACACUGUAUAGUAGUCAUAUAAUAGUUUUUGUCAGUUUCCAAGAAAGCUAAUUACUUUUACAGGUGUAAAAAUAAAAGACAGAAGUAUGGGACUCGUCACAACAAACUAUGAAAAUAGAAAUUUCGAUAUAUUAUUUCAAUUCUAGCUAUUCUCGAUCAAUAAAAUUUCUUUGUAAGUGAUUUUAUACCCAAAGCGAUUUUUCUUACAAAAUAAAAACAUGAACGAAUUUGUUCGCAAACAAAUAAAAAUUUGUAUUCCUAUAUUUCACUGUAGUAACGUAAUCAGUAAAAUAUAUAGCUAAAAUAGAUUACUAGGAUGGAAAGAAAUAUCAGUGUUGUCGGAAUAUUCUUAAAUAUGUAGAAAAUUUCGUCUCAAAAUGUAUCUAGUUGUAUAGAUGUUAGUUUGCGAUAUUCUAACAAAGGCUGCAAUUACUAAAUAACCUAUUCAUUCUUAAAUCUCCAUUAUAUAUAUAUAUAUAUAAAUAUAUAUAUAUAUAUAUAUAUAUAUA